Messenger RNA from Lindgomyces ingoldianus, 13667 nucleotides. RefSeq names its product amino acid adenylation. Gene Ontology annotation, biological process: secondary metabolite biosynthetic process; amino acid activation for nonribosomal peptide biosynthetic process. Gene Ontology annotation, cellular component: cytoplasm. The annotation marks the transcript as partial. Lineage: Eukaryota; Fungi; Ascomycota; Dothideomycetes; Pleosporales; Lindgomycetaceae. Gene Ontology annotation, molecular function: phosphopantetheine binding; catalytic activity. The transcript is spliced from 11 exons. The record is from RefSeq and is a predicted model, not a curated record.
AUGAGUAUUGAAAGCUGUCCAGCUCGCUUGUCAAACAUGUUACGGCAACCUAUAAUUACAAAUGCCAACAUCACGUUUGAAAGAGCGGCAUUCCAAUGCCCUGACAGAGCAGGGUUUGAAAUUUUCCAUGGCCUCGAUUUGGAUUCUAUUACGGAAAGGCUUCAAUUGAUGCCGAAACAUUUCGACACUAGGACUGCAUCCCAAAGUCGACCUCCAAGGAUAAGGCUGGGCUUAUUUCGAGCGCAACAAGGCGUGCCGGGUAAAUUGGUGCCAACCGCGGAGCGCAAGGAUACAGGCAUGUUCAACAUAUUGUAUGCAUUUCAAAUGCCUAUCAUCCUUGGUAGCACCGAAUUGGUGCACCUAAGGCAGUUGCUUUAUGCGGAUGGUGGCUCCUCGGUCGAUUGCUUUUGCGACUCAAUCUUAACUCAACAUCCUAGCGCUAUUGCUUUCGUCGAACGCCAUUGCGGCACAGCUGUUGGUACUAUGCCGCGCUCCACCAGCUCCACUGACAUUUCAGCAGCUCCACGAGGAUCUGCCAUGAUAAACAACAUUUGCUCUCUAGCGUUUGACGUUCAUCACGCUCAUCAUCUACUCCGCCAUCUGUCCAUACUUACCCACACUGUCGGGCCGGGUAUCCAACAUGAGAGGACAAGGCGUAAUGUCGGACGCCUUGUCCUGGAGGACGAACUUUGGAUCACGCUGUUCCGCCCGCCUAGGAAGGAAAGCUUGGCACGAUCUCACUUUCUAACUGUGCAUCACUUGUUUUCCCGGCGUGCUCGUUCACAAUCUUCCCUUAAACUGGGCGCACGAAGUCUCGCCACAAUACACCUUGCCAACGGCGCUGCAAGCGUACAUUCCAAUAGGAGCAAGCGGCCGAAGAGCGAGAUUGAGCCAUGGAAUUCCCUGGCCGGUAGCAAGCAGUACUUCACACCUGGACCUCACCUCUUACCAUGUACCAUCUCCAGUGACGAGGAACUGCCAAACAUAUUCUUCAAACCGCUAUCCUUACAAUUUUACAUAAACUUCACAAACGACAAAAAAAAAAAAAAACAUCAGUUGUCUCGAUAUCAGAUGGUCUCAGUUCAAGUAGGAGAUAUAGGCCUGGAAGCGCUGCAGGGUAUGGAAGGCGAGGACUUUCAAGAUGUAUGGCGCCGUAACCAAGUCGUACCGGAAAGCGUCGAGCAGUGCGUUCAUGAGCUCAUCAAGACAAUUGCUCAACGCACUCCCAACUCGAUCGCCAUUCACGCGUGGGACGGCGAGAUGACGUAUGGCGAGCUGGACGCGAUGUCGACCAAGCUGGCCGGGCACCUUGUCUGGCUGGGUGUCAAACAAGAAGCCAUUGUGCCACUAUGCUUUGAGAAGUCCAUGUGGACCGUGGUCGCGAUGCUGGCGGUACUCAAGGCAGGCGGAGCUUUCGUGCCUCUGAACCCAGAGCAUCCAAGAAAUCGCCAUGAAGAGAUCUUCGACCAGACAGGAGCCACCGUUAUGCUAACGUCUGCACAAUACGCGACGCUUUGGGAGCAUGCGAACCACACUGUAGCUACCGUCAGCGGACCAUCCAUCGACAGGCUUGUCAGCAAAGUUGACGUGAACCUUCCGGUAGUGAAGACAAGUAACGCUGCGUAUGUGAUUUUUACGUCAGGAAGUACUGGUACACCCAAAGGUGUUGUGUUGGAACACGGAGCGAUCUCCACAAGCUGCGUGAACCAUGGCGAAGCCUUUGAACUCACACCGCACACGCGAGCUCUACAGUUCGCCUCGUACACUUUCGACGCUUGCAUCACUGAGAUCAUUACCACACUGGUGUUUGGAGGCUGUGUGUGCGUCCCCUCUGAGGGCGAUCGUGGCAACAAUCUCGUUAAAGCCAUAAACACCAUGGCAGUGAACUGGGCGUUGCUGACUCCGACUGUAGCACGAUUGCUGGAGCCCAAAGAAAUACCUACCCUGGACAUAUUGGUUCUUGGAGGAGAGGCCGUCACCUACAACGACUGUCAAAGAUGGGAUAGCUAUGUCAAAGUGAUAAAUACGUAUGGACCAACGGAGUGCUCCGUAUGGUGUACCUCAUAUCACGGUACACAGAGUUUCAAGUCAGGCACCAUUGGAAAAUCCAUCGCUUCCGUGAGCUGGGUAGUAGACCCAGAAGACCACAACAAACUGCCUCCUGUAGGAUCGAUCGGAGAGCUCCUGAUUGAGGGACCAAUUCUCGCCCGCGGCUACCUCAACGACGCUGGGAAGACAAAUGCAGCAUUCAUCGACGAUCCCGCCUGGCUGUUGGAGGGCGGCGAAGGCCAUCCCGGGAGACACGGCAGGAUGUACAAGACGGGAGACCUGGUUUACUACAGGCCUGACGGCAAUCUGGUCUAUGUGGGCCGCAAAGACGAGCAAGUCAAGGUGCGAGGCCAGCGAGUCGAGCUCGGCGAGAUUGAGCACCACCUGCGGGAGUGCAUUCCCGAGGUCAAGUUGAUGACAGUGGAGGUCAUCAUGCUCAAGGGCCAGAAUCAAAAUGCGAUGCUAGCUGCUUUCCUGCAGUGGGAUGUUGAGCUGGAGAAUGCAGUUCUGGCUGAUAUGGCAACUGAGACUAGUUCUCUGGCGCGAGUCAUCUUGCCAGUCGAAGCAGACAAGAAGUUGGCGGAGCGGCUGCCAGGCUACAUGGUCCCGGAAGUGUACUUCGCCGUUGCACAGCUGCCGAUGACAGUGUCCGGAAAGACGGACAGGAAACGACUACGGGAGAUCGGAGCGUCGUUCUCAGCCCAGCAGCUGGCGGAGAUGCGGACAUCAAGCCAGGGACCGAAACGACUACCAUCGACCGAGGCAGAGAAGGCGAUGCAGCAGCUGUGGGCGAGGGUGCUAGGCAUUGAGCCGGAGAGUAUUGGGCUGGACGACAGCUUCUUCCGCCUCGGCGGUGACUCGAUCGCAGCCAUGAAGCUGGUCAGUGAAGCCCGCAGGAUGGGAUUGCACCUGAGCGUGGCAGACAUAUUCCGCCAUCCUACACUCUCAGCCCUUGCUGGCUUAGACUACCACCACAGUGACAGCGCUGCAGAAGACAUCCCUCCCUUCUCUCUGCUGGGCGAAGUGGUGGACGGGGCCACCAUCCGCGAGGAAGCGGCCGUCAGCUGCAGUGUUGACGCUGGCCUCGUCGAGGACUUAUACCCAUGCUCGCCGCUGCAGGAAGGGCUAGUGUCGCUAACAUCCAAGCGAGCAGGCGACUACAUCAUGCAGGGCGUGCUGGAGCUGCGGUCUGACAUAGACGAAGAGGCUUUCCGAGCUGCCUGGGGGCACGUCGUCCGGUCAAUGACAGUGUUGCGUACCCGGAUCGUCCAGAAUAGCAAACUUGGCUUGCUGCAGGCCGUGAUAGCAGAGGACAUCCGUUGGACAGAGGCUAAGGAACUCGAGGAGUACCUUGAGAAGGAUAAGUCAGUGUCCAUGGGACUCGGCGAUCCUUUGACACGCUACACCAUCGUCAAGGAAGCGCAGGGAGGGAGGCGCUGGAUGGUGUGGACGGUUCACCACGCGCUGUACGACGGCUGGUCGCUGCCCCGAGUUAUAGACGCGGUAACCAAGGCGUACACUGAGGGUGUGGUAGAACAGCAGCCUGGUUUCCAUGCCUUUGCCAAGUAUCUCAGCCAGCAAGACCAUGAGGCGGCUGCAGCGUACUGGCACGCCGCUCUGACUGACUGCCAGGCGGCACCGUUCCCUCCGCUUCCAGCGGUGGUGCAGCAGCCGGUUGCGGAUGCGAUGAUGGACUAUCAGUGCCCUCCGUUGCCCAAAGCACCCUCUGAUACGACGACGUCAACGCUCAUUCAUGCCGCCUGGGCCGUCAUCGCUAGUCGAUACACCAACUCGGACGACGUGGUGUUUGGCACUACAGUCACGGGACGCAAUGCACCUGUCGCCGGCAUUGAAGCCAUGAUCGGACCCACAAUUGCCACUGUGCCGGUGCGAGUGCGAGUGGCAGGCAAGCAGACAGUAUCUGCUUUCCUGAAAGCCUUGCAGCAGCAGGCGACGGACAUGAUCCCGUACGAGCAGACGGGGCUGCAGCGGAUCGCCAAGGUGGGAGCGGGCGCGCGGCAUGCCUGCGGCUUCCAGACGCUGCUUGUAGUCCAGCCUGCAAGAGAUGCUGCUCGCAGCGAUCAGUUACUAGGAGAGUUGCUUGACCGCUCCGAGCUGCAGGAAUUCUCGACUUAUGGGCUGAUGUUGCAGUGUACAUUGGCCGCAGAAGGAAUUCGCAUCACAGCAAGCUUCGACGAGCGGGCGGUGGAGGAGUGGCUAGUCAAGAAGCUGCUGGACCAGUUCAGCUAUAUCAUGCAGCAGCUGGCCAGAGCAGAUCCAGAGACAAUUAUAGCGGACAUCAACGCCCUCACGCCAGGGGACAGAGAGGAGCUAUGGGCAUCGAACCGUGAGAUACCGGCGGCGGUCGACCGAUGUGUCCACGAUCUGUUCGAAGAGCAAGCAAGGGCGCGGUCCGAGGCGCCUGCCGUCUGCGCGUGGGAUGGUGAGCUGACAUAUAGCGAGCUGGAUGCGUUGUCGACUAGACUGGCAAGCCACCUCGUCGGGUUGGGUGUUAAGCCAGAAGACAUUGUGCCGCUGUGCUUCGAGAAGUCGAUGUGGACCGUGGUCGCGAUGCUGGCCGUGCUGAAGGCCGGUGGAGCGUUUGCAUCCCUAAACCCAGAGCAUCCAAGAACUCGCCACGAGGAGAUUUUAAAGCAGACAGGAGCUACUCUGAUCCUGACAUCAACACAAUGCUCCCUGCUUUGGAAAUUUACGGCCCGGUCUGUUUUCGCAGUCAGUGAAUCAACCAUCAAUAAGCUACCUUUACAAACCGGUGAGCUUCAUUCUACAGUAACAGCAAAUAAUGCUGCGUACGUCAUCUUCACGUCCGGCAGUACUGGAAUACCAAAAGGCGUCGUACUGGAACACCAAGCGCUCUCCACCAGUUGCCUGAACCACGGCAAAGCGUUGGGAUUCACACCGUAUACCCGAGCUCUUCAGUUCGCCUCGUACACCUUCGAUGCUUGCGUUGCCGAGAUCCUCACUACGCUUGUACAUGGUGGAGGAGUUUGCGUCCCAUCGGAAGACAGUAGGCGUAAUGACCUUACUAACACCAUCAACAGCAUGAACGUGAAUUGGCUUUUCUUGACUCCUUCCGUUGCGCGAGUGAUAGAUCCCACAGAAGUGCCUUCGCUUACGACACUCGCACUUGGUGGAGAAUGGGUUGACCACGUGGAUUGGAAAAAAUGGAUGAACCAUGCUGAGAUGAUGACUGUGUAUGGCCCUACUGAGUGUUGUAUUUUCAGCAGCGCUUGUUUUAGGCCACUAGAAUUCAAGUCUGGAACUAUUGGUAAGUCCAUCGCUUCCGUGAGCUGGGUAGUCGACCCAGAAGACCACAACAAAUUGCAUCCCGUAGGAUCGAUUGGAGAGCUCCUGAUUGAAGGACCCAUCCUUGCCCGUGGCUACCUCAACGAUAUCGAGAAGACAAAUGCAGCGUUCAUCAAUGAUCCCGCCUGGCUGUUGGAGGGCGGCGAAGGCCAUCCCGGGAGACACGGCAGGAUGUACAAGACGGGAGACCUGGUCUACUACGGGCCUGGCGGCAAUCUGGUCUAUGUGGGCCGCAAAGACGAGCAAGUCAAGGUGCGAGGCCAGCGAGUCGAGCUCGGCGAGAUUGAGCACCAUUUACGGGAGUGUAUUCCCGAGGUCAAGUUAAUGACAGUGGAGGUCAUCAUGCCCAAGGGACAGAAUCAAAAUGCGAUGCUAGCUGCCUUCCUGCAGUUGGACGUUAAGAUAGAGAGUGCACUUUUGACUGACAAGCCAACUGAGACUAGUUCGCUGGCGCGAGUCAUCUUUCCAGUCGAAGCAGACAAGAAGUUGGCGGAGCGUCUGCCGGGCUACAUGGUCCCGGACGUGUACUUCGCCGUUGCACAGCUGCCGAUGAUGGCAUCCGGAAAGACGGACAGGAAACGACUGCGGGAGAUCGGGGCGUCGUUCUCAGCCCAACAGCUGGCGGAGAUGCGGACAUCAAGCCAGGGACCGAAACGACUACCAUCGACCGAGAUAGAGAAGGCGAUGCAGCAGCUGUGGGCGCGGGUGCUGGGCAUUGAGCCGGAGAGUAUUGGGCUGGACGACAGCUUCUUCCGCCUUGGCGGUGACUCGAUCGAAGCCAUGAAGCUAGUCGGCGAAGCUCGCAGGAUGGAGGUGCAGCUAAGCGUUGCAGACAUCUUCCGCAAUCCGGGGCUGGACCAGCUGGCCUCUGCAGCCAUUGGUUUCGCCGACAGCACUGUUUCUACUAUCCCGCACAUUGAUCAUGUGGGGCCUGCGGAGCAAUCGUUUGCACAGGGCCGACUGUGGUUCUUGGAGCAACUGUAUCCUGGCUUGAACUGGUACCUUAUGCCGUUCGCUGUGCGCAUCAGGGGCCCGCUUCAGCUGACUGCGCUCAACACGGCUCUUCUCGCGAUUGAGAGUCGCCACGAGACGCUCCGGACAACCUUCGCUACCAAUGGCGGUGUCAGUGUGCAGAUGGUUCAACCAUUCCGCGCCAAAGAACUCAACGUCAUAGACAUUCUCCCAGACGAUGAACGGGGUCUUGCGGACGCCGUGCAGCAGGACCAGACAACUCCCUUCGACCUGCGCAAUGAGCCUGGAUGGAGAGUAUCUGUUUACCAAAUACAGAAAAAUGAUCACUUGCUGUCCAUCGUUAUGCAUCACAUCGUUUCCGACGGCUGGUCUGUCGAUGUGCUUAUGCGCGAACUGGCUGCGUUCUACUCCGCCGCGAUGCGCAGCCAGGACCCACUAUCCCAGGUACACCCUCUGCCCAUCCAGUACCGAGACUUCUCUGUGUGGCAGAGACAAAAACCCCAGGUCGAGGAGCACCAAAGACAGCUCAGCUACUGGCUCACGCAGCUCCAGGGAAGCCGACCGGCAGAGCUGCUCUGCGAUAAGCCCAGACCCGCGACUCUGUCUGGAAAAGCUGAUAUGCGAACGCUAGAGAUCAGCGGCCCGCUGUAUGCGGAGUUGCAGGAAUUCUGCAAAGCGCACGGGGUGACUCUAUUCGUGGCUCUUCUCGCUGCAUUUAGAGCUACGCACUUCCGCCUUACUGGCCAGGACGAUGCCACCAUUGGCACUGCAAAUGCAAAUCGGGACCGUUGGGAGGUAAAAGACAUUAUUGGAUUCUUUGUGAACAUGCAGUGCCUUCGGAUCACAAUUCAUGACGAGAGUUUUGAAGAACUAGUUCAACAGGUCCAUGCUGUAGCAGUUGCAUCGCUUUCGAAUCAGGACGUGCCGUUCGAGAGCAUUGUCUCGCAACUGAAGCCUGACCGAGACCUGUCUCGUCAUCCACUUGUUCAGCUUGUCUUUGCGGUGCACUCGCAGCGAAACCUGGGACAACUAAUACUAGAAGGGGUGGAAACAGAGAGUAUGCAUGUCUCAGUAACCUCAAGGUUUGACCUGGAGUUUCAUUUCUUCCAAGAGCCCUCCGGCCUACAGGGCAACGUCUUUUUCUCAACAGAUCUCUAUGCGCCUGAGACAAUUGACAACAUGCUGUCGCUCUUUCACAACAUCCUCCAAGUGUCCCUGAGAGAGCCAAAGACAGCAGUUGCCUCUUUACCCCUCCUAACUAAGGCCCAAUAUUCCAGGCUUGACAGGAUGGGGCUUGUUCAGAUUGAGCAAACAAACUACCCGCGCGACUUAAGCAUUGUCGACCUCUUCAUCCAGCAAGCUUCGGCACAUCCAUCCAGGAUCGCCGUCACAGACGCUUCAGCGGAGAUGAGCUACGCUGAGCUGGACAGGGAAUCAGAUCUUCUUGCUCGGUGGCUGGUACGGCGCUUGUUCCCGCCUGAGAGUCUAGUCGGCGUGCUCUCAAGUCGAAGCUGUCAAACCAUCGUUGCGUUCCUGGGCAUUCUGAAGGCCAACCUGGCGUACCUACCGUUCGAUGUUAAAAUACCAGGGAAGCGCAUGGAAGCUAUCCUUUCGUCCCUUCCAGGCCAGAGGGUCAUCUUGCUUGGAUCUGGCGUGCAAGCUCCGAAAGUGAAGCUGAGCAACAUCGAGUUCGUCCGCAUUACCGAAGUCCUGAACCAGCAGGCUAACGAUGAUUCUGUGGGGUAUAGAUCUGCCAUGGCGAUCGGGCCGUCAGCUACCAGCCUUGCAUAUGUUAUGUUCACCUCGGGAUCGACGGGCCAGCCCAAGGGAGUCAUGGUAGAGCAUCGCGGCAUUGUGCGCCUGGUUAGAGACAACAACCUCGUACAGCACCUACCAGCAUCGCGAGUCAUGGCUCACAUGACAAAUCUUGCCUUCGACGUCUCAACAUGGGAGAUUUAUGCCUGUCUCUUAAACGGCGGAACGCUCGUUUGCAUUGACGCAAUGAUAGUGCUGGACCCAGAUGCUAUAGCUGAGAUAUUUAAUCAACGCUCCAUUCAGAUGGCCGUGCUCACACCAGCCUUGUUUAGACAGUACACUCUAGAGUCUUCUUCGAUAUUCGCCACAAUUGAAAUGCUUUGUGUGGGGGGUGAAGCAAUGUACCCGAAGGACUACUUUGCAGCGGAAAGAAGCCUCACCGGCAUCAGCGCGACCUUCGUCCUACACAAAGAGGAGAAGUUCACCAACGGUGUGCCAAUCGGCCGGGCGUUGAGCAACUCAGGCGCCUACGUUAUGGAUCCGGAGAUGCGACUGGUGCCGCUAGGGGUCAUCGGAGAGCUCGUGGUCACGGGUGACGGUUUAGCACGGGGCUACAUUGAGCCCCAGGGAGACAUCGAUAGGUUUGUUACUGUCACAGUCGCUGGCCGGAUGGUGAGAGCCUAUCGAACAGGCGAUUACGUCCGCCAUCGCCCUACAGACGGUCUGCUGGAGUUUUUCGGCCGGAUGGACGGACAAAUCAAGAUCCGGGGAAACCGUGUUGAGCUAGGAGAGAUUGAGCACAUCCUCCGCAGCCACAGCUCUGUCAGCGAUGCAGUGACUGUGCUGCAACAGCACGAUAACGACGAGGUCCGGCUCACAGGCUUUGUCACCAUCCAUGAAGACGAUGCGCUGGCCGAUGAGGCUGGUGCUGCCCCCGAAUCGCAGCACGUCGAAGCAUGGGAGGAACAGUUCGAUGUUGAUAUCUACUCUCCAAUCCACAACGUUCGACCCGGGACCAUUGGACGCGACUUCAUCGGAUGGACGUCUAUGUACGACGGUACGGAUAUAGACAAGGCAGAGAUGAGCGAGUGGCUAGACGACACCAUCGCCACGCUGCUCAACGGUCAGGAGCCUGGGAACGUUCUAGAAAUCGGAUCAGGCACCGGCAUGGUCCUCUUCAAUGUGUGCAAGGGCCUGCAGAGCUAUGUCGGCCUUGAGCCAUCUCAAAAGGCAGUCGACUUCAUCACGGCAACUGUCAAGUCCAUGCCUGCACUGGCAGGAAAGGUGCACAUGUAUAAAGCCACAGCAGCAGACGUUGGCCAGCUGGAAUGGCCAAUUACCGCCAACCUUGUGGUCAUGAACUCAGUUGUGCAGUACUUUCCUAGCCAGGCCUAUCUUUUCAAGCUUAUCCAGGACAUAAUUGCGCUUGAAGGCGUGCGUACCCUCUUCUUUGGCGACAUCCGGUCGUACACGCUGUACCGCGAGUUCCUAGCCACCCGAGCGCUACGCAUAGCCGGCGACAAGGCCACAAAGGCUGAAAUUCUACGCAUGAUGGCCGACAUGGAGCGAGGUGAGCGGGAGCUGCUUGUCGACCCAGCUUUUUUUACCGCCCUGCCAAGUCGCCUGCCAGGGCUAAUCGAACACGUCGAGAUCCUGCCCAAGAAGAUGAAAGCGACCAAUGAGCUGAGCUGCUAUCGAUACGCAGUAGUGGUCCACAUCAGGGCCCGAGGCCACCCAGAGCAUGACAUUCACUACAUUGAGCAAGAGAGAUGGAUUGACUUUGCGGAGCGCAAACUAGAUCGCCAGUCUCUCCUAGAGCAGCUGCACAGCUCCUCUACCUCACCUCUAGUCGCGGUGAGCAAUAUCCCUUACAGCAAGACCAUUGUAAGCCGCUGCCUUGUCGCCUUGCUGGACACUGCGGCAUCAGAGACAACGGCUCAGCAGGACUGGCUCUCCUCUGUGUACAAGGAAGCACAUCAUGUCCCCGCCCUUUCUGCCAUUGACUUGGUUGACCUUGCUGAAGAAACUGGCUACCAGGUUGAGAUCAGCUGGAGCAGGCAGCACUCACAGAAGGGUGGUCUGGACGCUGUCUUCCACCGGUAUCAGCCCCAAGAUGGAGGGAAGCGGGUGAUGUUCCAGUUCCCUGGCGAUGACGCGGAUCGACUACUGCAGAGUCUCAGUAGCAGGCCGUUACGGCAGCAAUACCUACAGAAAACCCAACAGCAGUUGCAUAAGAUGCUUGAGGCCCAGCUGCCUACUUACAUGGUCCCUCAAAGCAUUACUGUCCUAAACGCAAUGCCAAUCAACCAGAACGGCAAGGUCGACCGCAAGAUGCUCGCGCAACGACAACAAAAAGAAACAUCCACUCAAGGGAUCAAGGGGCAGCAGGAACUGUCAACGGCACAAAGCACGAUGCAACAACUGUGGGCCCGCGCGCUGGGCAUCGAGGCGCAGAGAAUUGACCUGGACGACAGCUUCUUCCGCCUCGGCGGCGACUCGAUCGCGGCCAUGAAGCUGGUCGGUGAAGCUCGAAGGAUGGGAAUGCACCUGAGCGUGGCAGACAUCUUCCGCAAUCCUACACUCGCGGGCUUAGCUGGAUUAGACUAUAGCUAUAGUGGCAGCGCUUCCGAAGAGAUUCUUCCCUUUUCUCUGCUGGGCAAAGAGGUGGCCGUGGCCGCCGCCCGCGCGGAAGCGGCCGUUAGCUGCAGCGUUGAUGCCGGCCUCGUCAAGGACUUGUACCCAUGCUCGCCGCUGCAGGAAGGGCUGGUGUCGCUGACGUCUAAGCGAGCAGGCGACUACAUCAUGCAGGGUGUGCUGGAGCUGCUCGCUGAGAUAGACGAAGAGGCUUUCCGAGCUGCUUGGGAGCACGUCUUCCGCUCAAUGGAAGUGUUGCGCACGCGGAUCGUGCAGAACAGCCAUCUUGGCUUGCUGCAGGCCGUGAUAGCAGAGGAUAUCUCAUGGCUUGAGGCAGAAGGACUAGAGGAGUACCUUAAGAAGGACAAGUCAGUGUCCAUGGGGCUCGGUGAUCCCUUGACACGCUACGCCAUUGUCACAGAAGAAAAAGGAGAGAAGCGCUGGAUGGUAUGGACAGUUCAUCACGCGUUGUACGACGGCUGGUCACUGCCUCAAAUCAUAGAUGUGGUAACCAAGGCAUACACCGACGGCAUGGUAGAACAGCGGCCUGGUUUUCACACCUUCAUCAAGUAUCUCAACCAGCAAGACCAGGAGGUCGCGACCCGCUACUGGAAGAACGCUCUCCAUGACUGCCAAGCGACACCAUUCCCGCCCCUACCGUCAGCAGUGCAGCAGCCUUUUGCGAAUGCUAUGAUAGACUGUCAAUGCCCUCCGCUUCCCAAAGCACCCUCUAACACGACGACAGCAACGCUUGUCCGCGCCGCCUGGUCAAUCAUCAUCAGUCGAUACACGAACUCAGACGAUGUGGUGUUCGGCACUACAGUCACUGGACGCAAUGCCCCUGUUGCUGGCAUUGAAGCCAUGGUUGGGCCUACUAUCGCAACGGUGCCGGUGCGAGUGCGAGUGGCAGGCGAUCAGACUGUAUCUGCCUUCCUCCAGCGAUUGCAGCAGCAGGCGACGGACAUGAUCCCGUACGAGCAGACGGGACUGCAACGGAUUGCCAAGAUGUCAGCAGGUGCGCGGCAUGCCUGCGACUUCCAGACUCUGCUGGUUGUGCAGCCUGCAAGCGACGCUCCUGGAAGCAAUCGGGUACUAGGAGAGUGGCGUGGCCGCUCCGAGCUGCAGGACUUCUCGACUUAUGGGCUAAUGCUGCAGUGCACACUGUCCGCAGACGGAAUACACAUUACAGCAAGCUUUGAUAGGCGGGUGGUAGAGGAGUGGCUGGUCAAGAAGGUAUUGAGCCAGUUCAGCUUCAUCAUGCAACAGUUGGCCAGAGCACAACCAGAAGAGAAGGUGGCUGACAUGGACCCACUCACGCUUGAGGAGAGAACAGAACUGUGGGCAUCAAACCGCAAAACUCCAGCAGCGGUCGAACGGUGCGCUCACGACCUGUUCGCAGAGCAGGUCCGGGAACAGCCCGAUGCGCCUGCCAUCUGCUCGUGGGACGGCGAGAUGACAUACGGCGAGCUGGAUGCGCUGUCCACUAGACUGGCAAGACACCUCGUACGCUUGGGUGUCAAGCUAGAAGAUAUUGUGCCAUUGUGCUUCGAGAAGUCCAUGUGGACCGUAGUCGCGAUGCUGGCGGUGCUCAAGGCCGGUGGAGUAUUUGUACCGCUGGAUCCAAACCAUCCCGUAAGCCGCCACAGAGAGAUUUUUAAGCAGACAAGGGCCACAGUGGUACUUGCAUCAAAACAGUGCUCGAUGGUUUGGAAAUCCACAGGCCCUGCUGUCUUCUCAGUCAGCGAAUCAGCCAUAAACAAGCUGCCUUUGCACGGCGACUUGAUUCAUUCUACAGUAACAGCAAACAAUGCUGCCUAUGUCAUCUUUACAUCUGGUAGUACCGGAAUACCCAAGGGCGUUGUCCUGGAGCACAGAGCGCUCUCGACGAGCUGCUUAAACCACGGUAAAGUGUUGGGAUUCACUCCAUAUACUCGAGCUCUUCAAUUCGCCUCAUACACCUUCGAUGCUUGCAUCACUGAGAUUAUUACUACAUUGGUCUUUGGCGGCUGUGUGUGCGUCCCUUCUGAGAACGAUCGUCGCAACAAUCUAGCUAAGGCUAUCAAUACUAUGGAUGUGAACUGGGCGUUGCUUACUCCAUCUGUGGCACAAUUGCUAGAACCACAAUCAAUUCUGACUCUCAAGACGUUGCUCCUCGGAGGUGAAACUGUCAGCUACAGAGAUCUCCUGAGAUGGUCAGAUGUGAAUCUUGUGAGUGCGUAUGGCCCUGCUGAGUGCUGCAUCAUGUGCACUGCGCAUAUGGUCAGCCAAGACUACGUAUCGGGCACUAUUGGAAAAUCCAUCGCCUCCGUAAGUUGGGUGGUAGACCGAGAAGACCACAACAGACUAGCUCCCAUAGGGUCGAUUGGAGAGCUCCUGAUUGAAGGGCCGAUCCUUGCGCGAUGCUAUCUCGAUGAUGCGGAGAAGACGACGGCGGCCUUCGUCAACGAUCCCACCUGGCUGCUGGAGGGCGGGGUAGGCCAUCCCGGGCGACAAGGAAGAAUGUACAAGACGGGAGACCUGGUCUACUACGGGCCUGGCGGCAAUCUGGUCUAUAUGGGCCGCAAAGACGAUCAAGUCAAGGUGCGAGGCCAGCGGGUCGAGCUCGGCGAGAUUGAGCACCAUUUGCGGGAGUGCAUGCCCGAGGUCAAGUUAAUGACAGUGGAGGUCAUCACGCCCAAGGGACAGAAUCAAAAUGCGAUGCUAGCUGCCUUCCUGCAGUUAGACGUUGAGAUAGAGAGUGCACUUUUGACUGACAAGCCAACUGAGACUAGUUCGCUGGCGCGAGUCAUCUUUCCAGUCGAAGCAGACAAGAAGUUGGCGGAGCGUCUGCCGGGCUACAUGGUCCCGGACGUGUACUUCGCCGUUGCACAGCUGCCGAUGAUGGCAUCCGGAAAGACGGACAGGAAACGACUGCGGGAGAUCGGGGCGUC